Coregonus clupeaformis (lake whitefish) is the source of this 2965-nucleotide messenger RNA. RefSeq names its product zinc finger and SCAN domain-containing protein 2-like. Lineage: Eukaryota; Metazoa; Chordata; Actinopteri; Salmoniformes; Salmonidae. Gene Ontology annotation, biological process: regulation of transcription by RNA polymerase II. Gene Ontology annotation, molecular function: RNA polymerase II cis-regulatory region sequence-specific DNA binding; DNA-binding transcription factor activity, RNA polymerase II-specific. The transcript has 4 exons. The coding region runs from base 184 to 1743 and encodes 519 amino acids. The record is from RefSeq and is a predicted model, not a curated record.
GUCUUCUAUUUACGGUAAUAAAUACUUACCUCAUGAGUUGAACGGAAGAGCUAUUGCAAUUGCGCACACAUUAUCUACUCACUACAUUGUUGCCAUUUAUCAACAUCUACGGAUUGUUUAUUGCACAUUUUGUACUAUUUCCUUUACACAGAGAAUACACAUCUGUUAUUUGGGCUGGACAAGAUGGCGAGCUGCAAUUUUCAGGCGCAGUUGGUAUCCGUUAUGGAGGUAUUAGCUAAAGCAGCUGUAGCAGAAAUAAACAAACGUGUAGAUGAUAGCUGUGCAGUUAUACGUUUGGAAAUGACCCAAAGCCAGCGAGAUAUUGAUGUACUGAAAAGGAAAUGGCAAAUGAUGGAAAGCGAGCUGAAGAAGAAACGAGGACGAAAAGUUUUUUACCCCAUGGCAUCAGAGAGAUCUUCAUAUCCAGUCAAGAUUGUUUUGAACAAGCAGAGGAGUAGCUCACAGUGGAGAGACAGAGAGAUGGCUGUUGAAGAGGACUCUCAACCCCAGCCUACAGAUGUGGAGCAGAGAGAGGAUACUGAACCCAUACUGAUCAAAGAUGAGGAAACAGCAGAGGACGUGUGGAAGACUGACCCUCAGGAAGAGCUCAGGGUCACUGGAGAGGAGUCUGGUUCCAAGCCUGGGAAACCACCAUCCUUUGAACAACGGCACUGUGAUGAAGACUUCAUCACACAACCCAACAUAUCUCCCAAAGACUCCGUGGAACAUUACCCAAAUUCUGAUCGUCCAGAGGAACCAGGCACACUCCGGCUCGUUUCUACAGAGGUGUUCAGCACAGAGCAGCACCGGCCAGCCGAGGACAAGGACUCACUAGACCUAGUGAUGGUGAAGGAUGAGAAAGAGGAGGAGCUGGAUCAGACCACGGCCCUGGCAGGACCUGACCAGUUUGUUAUGGAUGAGACUGAUGGGCAGCUGUGGACCUCUGUGGAUCCAGGCAGAGACGCUGACCCUGAUGGCCACCCAGAUUUCUCCUUUCAUUCCACAGAAGAGUACUCUCAGAAUAUCUCAAUUUUCCCAUCUCAUAGUGGGCUGCCAUCCAUUCCUACUAUGACAGAUGAUGUGGGGCCAUCGCUUCACUCUUCUAUAUGGAAACCACAUGCUAACCUGUUCAGUGCAGGAUCACACAUGACAAGACAUGUCAGGACAUUGACUGAUGAGACUAGACAACAGAUGCCAGAGGGAGAGAGCAGCGAGAGGCUGAACUCAAAUAAUGAAGGAAAUAGUUCAGCUCUACAGCCAAGGCAGCAUCAAUACGGGGCUUCAGAAUCAACAGUGAGAAUGAGUGAAUGCAUGACAGGGUCAAACAUGGCCACCACCUCCACCUUCUCUGGAUACAGCCUGAGUCGCAGUAGUUUUAACAUGGUGAAGAGAAUGAGGACUCAGUGGAGGUCGGGCGGCACCACCGAGAGGCGUUUCAGCUGCACCUUCUGUGGGAAGAGCUUCCAGCGUUUCUGCCAGCUCAAAGUACACCUCCGGAGUCACACCGGCGAGAAACCGUACAGUUGUGAAGAGUGUGGCAGGAGUUUCACCAAGCAGUGCAACCUGAUCAGACAUGCUGUGGUCCACAGCGGGGAGAAACCCUAUCAGUGCACACAGUGUGGGAAAUGCUUCACCCAGCGCUCCAACAUGACGUCACAUCAGAGAACUCACAUAGGAGAGAGUCCAGUGUCUCAAUAUGUGGUACCCGCAUACCCUGGGGAUCCACACACAAGUUUAAUGUAGUCUCAGAACAGAUAGAACAAAUAGGAGCAUAAUUGCAUUAUUUUCCGUUAACACUUUCUAUGUAAAUUCAGGUCCAGAAGGUAUUUUGAGACAUUUUGACACACUUUUUCUCCUAAUUGAUUUGUGAAAUGGUUUUCAUGUUUGACUGUUAACGGAUCCUCACUUUUUUAAAUAACCUAUUUAUUUACAACUGGUAACAUUGUGUAUUUCUACCACAAAAUCAUAAAAACCAUGUUAUAUUCAAUAAAAUGUAUUUCAUGAAAGAGUCAAUCUGCGCUUUUAGAUCAAUAAUAUAUAGGAGCCAUUUAGUAUGUGUUGUCUAGUUAGUGUUUGACUAUCUGGGAUGUCACAUCUUGCCACAAGGGACAGUCAUAUCAGGUCAGGUUGAUAACUCAAUUCAACUUGAUUUUCAGAGUUCGAUUUUGAAGUUACUCUGCUGCCUUAAAAUAUUAAGUUACUCUAUGUCAUCUCAAAACUAGGCAAUCAAAUAUUUGUUUCAGUGCAAUAAGCUAUACAUGUUCAUACAACUUUACAUUUUACAUCUGGAAACUACACUUUUACUGUGUACAUUGUCUAAACUGACACCACUGGGACUGUAAAUCUGGUCAAGGAUCAUUAGAUACUGUAGAUGGCUAAAUAGAUAAGAGAAAUAGAUUAUGAUUGGUCGUUUCUAUGAUUUACUGGUUCAUUGAUUUGCCAAUCAACAGGGAUGGAGAUAAUGGGGAAGAAUUACAGAAAGAGAACGUGAGAGAGAAAGAGAGAGCAGGAAGUCAACGGGAAGUUUAGUGAUUUUUUUUCAUCGCUUGCUUUUGCCUGUGUAGAGUCAAGGUCUUACAUCUCCUUACUCUUUCUUAUUCUUGUUCUUACCUCAGUCAUCCCGAAACAUGAGAGGAGUAACAGUGACAGUGUGUUAGGGGUGGGAUGGUAGGGGUCAGGGGGAUGAAGAGGUGGAGUCAGGCUCAGGCGUCAUGUUCUACGACGGGCCUGCAGUCACAACGACGUACAAUUCAACUGACUUCCGCUGCAGUGAGAGGGCCACAAUGGCUGCGAGAGGCAGGGAGGAGAAGGCCUUUAUCGGUCACAGAGAACAGCCAGAGCUGUGGUUAGGGGUGUCAGGGUGUCCAUCAGCAUAAUCAUACACAUUGUGAUACAUAUUUUGAAUCAUAUGUAAACAAGUUGUUAUAUGAAUAAUUUAUUAACUGCACUGUUAUUCUGUGUCCUG